Prorocentrum cordatum is the source of this 1881-nucleotide messenger RNA. NCBI's taxonomy places the organism in Eukaryota, Dinophyceae, Prorocentrales, Prorocentraceae. The record is from the annotation of a GenBank genome assembly.
AUGGCCGCCCCCCGCGCCCCCGUGCCGCGGGGCCUGCCCCCCGCGGCGGCGUGCAUCGUUGUCUUGAUGAGCCUGCCGAAGACGGGCGGCACGACGCUCGGUGGGCAUCGGGCUUUCCCCGCCUCCGCGGAGGUCAGGCCGCACGGCGUCGUGCGAGCCGGGUCCGCCGCGGAGUCGGCGCCGCCUGCCGUCCUCCUGGAGGAGGGCCGGCGGGUCGGCGCCGGGGCGAGCGAGUUCACAAUCUCCACGGCGCAGGACCUGGAAUUCACCAUCGUGGUGAAGGGCGACGCAUCCCCCGUGCUUACAGUGACUUCGGGAGCCUUCCCGGGCAGCUGGCAGACACUGAGAGCUGACAGCAAGCAGUUUGCAGACCGUACCUAUGUGCUAGGUAACGUCCCCGCCGACAUGAUCGGCGACAAGUACUUCAUGGGCCCGUGCCACUCCAAUGCUGUACGUCUCAAGUUGACGACAAGUGGUACAUCUGUGAUUGUGAUGGCCAGCUAUGGAAACAGCGCAGCCGCAAGGGCUGCGCUGAGUGUGACUCCGCCUGGUCCGAAGGUACAGGUCCCAGAUAUGACGACGACGAGCUUUUCUGCCCGUGGCUUCGAGCAUACUGCUAUCGUGAUGACUGCGGGCUGCGAGACACUGACUGCCAAUGUGCCAGAGGCCAACCGGACUUACAGCUCCGUCCUCAACAACGACCAGCCUGGAACCGGCCAUGCCCGGUCCAUGCUCGACUCGGAGCAGGCCUGGAGCGCCGCAAACAACAAGACGGCCGGCAGCUGGGUGCAGAUGGACCUCGGCGGCGUAUCGACGGUGAUCGGGGUGGUGACCCAGGGCAGGUCGGCCCAGCCGCAGUGGCCGACGAUGUACGGAGUGGCGACUUCGGUUGACGGCAAGUCCUGGGCGGGGCUUGCGAGCAAGUUCGCGGGGAACACAGACUCCGACUACAAGGUUCCGAGGCUUCUUCCGACCGGAAAGGAGGCGCGCUUUGUCCGCAUCAGCGUUGACGCGUGGAACGCGUGGCCGUCCCUCAGGGCUGGCGUACUGACAUGCAAGGCCACCACGACCACGACCACGACCACGACCACCACGACGACCACGACCACGACAUCUACCACGACCACCACCACGACCGCGGAGCCUACUCCAGCACCUACUCCCGCACCCAACACGACUGCGGAGAACGCCACCAACGCCAUCAACACGACCACGACCACGACAACGACGACCACCACGACGACCUCCACGAGCACGCUGAAGAAAAUGCAGUUCGAGCCCGACCCCGCGAAGCCCACGGCGGAGAACGACGAGUCCACGCUCGCGAGCCGCCUCAACAAGCCCAAGACAAAGCUGACUCGCACGCCGGCGCCUGGUCCUCGCGGCGCCAAGGACGGCUCGGCGAACGACACCGCGGCCGAGAGCAGCGCGGCCGCGAACGGCACCGCGGCGAACGACACCGCGAACGCUUCGGCGAAUGGCACCGCGGCCGCGCCCACGCCCGCGCCCACUGCCCAGGACGGCUCGGCGAACGACACCGCGGCCGAGAGCAGCGCGGCCGCGAACGGCACCGCGGCGAACGACACCGCGAACGCUUCGGCGAAUGGCACCGCGGCCGCGCCCACGCCCGCGCCCACUGCCCAGGACGGCUCGGCGAACGACACCGCGGCCGAGAGCAGCGCGGCCGCGAACGGCACCGCGGCGAGCGACACCGCGAACGCUUCGGCGAAUGGCACCGCGGCCGCGCCCACGCCCGCGCCCACUGCCCAGGACAGCGCCUCCUCCGCGAACGGCACCGCGGCCGCCGAGAACAGUUCGGCGGAGGGCGGCACGGCCGAGCCCACGGCCGCGCCCACGGUCGAGGACGGGCCAGCCGAGUAA